Molecule: messenger RNA, 8160 nt
Organism: Hippocampus comes (tiger tail seahorse)
Lineage: Eukaryota; Metazoa; Chordata; Actinopteri; Syngnathiformes; Syngnathidae
Gene: zfyve26
Product: zinc finger, FYVE domain containing 26
Exons: 41
Coding region: 208-7680 (2490 amino acids)
Biological process (GO): regulation of cytokinesis; double-strand break repair via homologous recombination; mitotic cytokinesis
Cellular component (GO): midbody; lysosomal membrane; centrosome
Molecular function (GO): metal ion binding; phosphatidylinositol-3-phosphate binding
Source: RefSeq, a predicted model, not a curated record
CAGGUGAUCUGCUCACGUGACCGUUCAUUGACAGGCAAAAAGCAGCGAACACAACACGGCGACUAAAGCUAAGCUAAGGGAAAGAGUCCCAGAAAUUGUUCGGUUAAAACUACAUAAAGGCAUGAGUCGAGAAGGCACCAGUGUCCUACUUGGCCUUAGGGAAAGCUGACCUCUCUUAGCCUUCUCCCCUGCCCUGCCCAAUCCACAAUGGAGACAGCGUCCAAGUACCCCUUCGGCUGCGAGGCCGAAACCUCACUGCGGGACCUCUUCGAUUACUUCAAGCGGUGCCUGAGGUGUGGCGAGUGGGAGUUGGCCAGCGCCUGCGUGCCGCAGCUGGUUGCAUCUACGGGGAUCAUCUCAGAGAAAGUGCGGGAGAUUAUCAAGGCGGCCGUGUGCCAUCCUUAUCGUUUCAAAUGGGAUUCUGUGGGCAGUCCACACAAGUUGGCUUGGUUUUGGCUGCAGGUUUUGGAGCAACGCACUGAAGAGCGGGUCUCUCCCAGUGUCAGAAACGAGCUAGAGUUCCUGCUGCUGCUGGAACAUCUGUGGUCCGAGGGUAUCGAAGAGGUUCUUCUGCAGCAGGUGCACGAGGCGUUUGCGGGCAGAAACGUUUCAAGUUCAGCGCAUGCCGCCGUUGAGCGUUGUCUGCAUACGUUACUGGAGAAGAAGAGGCCCCGGCUCGCGCAGUCGCUGACAUAUUUCAUGCAGCUACAGUCGGGCAUGGACGACGCAUCCCUUCAGAACAUCUUCAUCUUCCACUUGCUGACCAAAUUGGGGAAGCCUGAAAUGAAUCCCGAGCGGCGGGACGAGUGGGUGGAAGAGAUCUACGCUGUUUUAGCUGUGAUGCCGUGCAGUCCAGGUGGAGGUAGCGGCCAGUUAGAGGCGCUUUGUGAGACGCUGUGGGCAUCCAGAGGGUGGACCCUGAAGGAGGAGAGGGUCCUGAGCUCGCUGCUCCGGCCGCGAUCCGACGCGCUCGUCUCGGCGUACUGCUCUGCCGCGCUGAGGCUGCAGCGGGAUCGUCUGCUGAGGAGUGCGCCUGACACGCAAGCGCACCUGCCCGAGUCAGAGAAGCUGGCCCUCAGUCUGUGUUGCCACGGCGAUCGUCCGUCCGCGUGGCAGAUGAUCUACUUUGAGUGCCUCAGCAGCGGGAAACAUUUCCUGGAGUUGGUCUUGGCGACGGCGCUGGACUUGAUCAAACACGAGGAGUUUUCUCAGCUAAGGGACAUGUUACACUCCGAGUUCCAGCCUUUGUGUCGCCUGCUGCUGUUGCUGGGAUGGACGCAGUGUAGUAGUCUGAGCUCAGCUCACAGGCUGCUCGAUGUCCUCCAUCACCAGCAGAGGUCAGCUAAUGACUCAGUCCUGCAGGACUUUGCCAAUCUUUUGUCCUCGCAGCUUGGCAUACUGGAGUGGUGUAAAAACAACAACCCAGGUGUUCCCACGGAGGCGUUGCUGGCUCAGCUGCACAGUCUGGACAAUCACUCGGCCCUCUACAUUCUGCACUCUUUGACUCCGCUGGCUCACUUUGAAGAACGCCGCAUUCUCGAUCUGCUCCAGCAAACGCCAAAUCCAGCAGGAAACGACACCGAGGCCGUUUUGAGUCCUGCGGCGCAGAGGAGCGUCAUUCUGUUCCGCGGCUUCUGCGCCAUGAAGUACGCUAUCUACGCUCUGUGCGUCAAUGCGCACAAGAGCUCAGGAUGCGGCCAGUGUCAAGCCAAGAGCCAAAGAGCGGCUUGGGAGGGGACGGACCCGAGCCUCGCAACCACUUCAUUGGGAGAUUGCCAGUCACUGUUCCAGCACUACCUGUCCGAGUGCCAACUGUACUUGGAGGCCGUGCCCGCCCUGUUCCGCCUGGAGCUGCUGGAGAACAUCUUCUCACUGCUCUUCCUCUCCAGCGCCGACUUCGCUCCGCAAAGUCCUAAAGAUGUGACCGUAACAAACCCGGCAUCCUCUUCGUUGGAGGGGAUCGAGACUCAGACCGAGGAGGACCGCACCAGUGCCCCUCCCGCUGAACCGGAUCUGGCCCACCUGAUCCGGGGCUGCAACGGCUUCUUGGUGGAUGUGGCGGCCAUGGAGGGUUUCCUGAAGUUGCUCAAAGAGGGCCUGGAGGGCAUGUGUGUGGUGGGCCAGAAGGAGGGACUGGAGACGGGACGAGCGCUCCCCAGGGAGGCGGAGGUGGCGGAGAGCGUGGGCUGCUCCGUGGCCGCCGGGACCUUUGGCGCCCGCCUGCAGAGGUUGUCCAAGCGUACGGCCGAGGCGCAGUGGAGACUGCAGAUCGUCGCAAGCAAUCAGAGCGGCGGAAGCAAAGUGGUAGAUUGUUCAGACGCGGCGUCCGGUCCCCACAGCUUGCUGAUCCCCGCCAUGUUGUCUCCUCCGGAGUCUCUGCUCGUGUCCUGCAUCCGGCGCGGUAACUUCAUGGAGGCCCAUCAGGUGUCUCUGGUUUUUGACCUCGAGGCGUCAAGUUCCUGCGGCGAACUGGCCUUCAUGGAAUGCUACAAGGAAGUGCUGGUGGAGCUGGUCCGGGUGGAGCAGAAGAUGGAGACCCAGUCCAUGUCAUCAUCCUCCUCGUCUUCAGAGGGCUUAGUCUCGGGCUCGGCUAGCUCGGCGGCCGGCGCGGCACGCAGCCGGCUUGGCAGCAGCGGACGCUCCACUCUCCAGGCCAUCGGAAGCGCUGCAGCCGCAGGCGUGGCAUUCUACUCAAUUUCCGACAUAGCCAAUCGCCUCCUCAGCACGCCCUCCCACCCUCUCCCGACUCUGCAGGAUGGCUACUGGACCAGCGGGUGCUCGGCUGAGGCAUCCGGAUGGGUGGGCGUGCUCCUGGAGCAGCUCAGUCCACCCGCCAUGGCCGCCUUUGACCUGGCGUGCUGCCACUGCCAGCUUUGGAAGACAUCUCGGCAACUGCUGGACACUGCUGAGCGUCGCCUCAGCAGCAGUCUGGAGGCUCGUGGUGUGCAAGUAGACCCCCGAGAGCCUCGUCUCGAGAACAUCUGUGGAUUUCCUCUGGUCCUACAGCAGAUCAGCAAGAUUCUGAAUCACCCAACAACCAGUAAGAGCUCAGUCAAAAUUUUGGAGGGUGCCGCAGGGGAGGAGCAAGUGUGCGCCACUCCGUUUGGCUGCUGCAUCCAGGAAGUACUGCUGUGUUGCCACACGACGCUGAGUGAGGAGUGCAUCUCCGCUCAACUUGCUCUGAUGCAAUGCUUGGAAAGCACCUUGCACGUCCUCGGCUCUGCAACCAAAGUAGUGGAGGGCGUCGCGUCGUCGUCAAGCUCCCUCAUGGCGCUGCUGUCGGAGCAGGCCAGCCUGAAGGCGUCCGAGCUGGACACUCACCCGACGCGUUGCGGCAUGAAGCAGCUGCUCCGCUCCCUCGACCAGUUGUGCCCCUUCGAGCCCGACGGAGAUCUGGCCAGGCCCGACUUUGUGCGCAGGUUUCUGCACUACGUCGACUCGCUGGCGGCCGUGCUGGUGCGCAGCCUCGGCUCAGAAGACCAGACAAGUGAGGUGAAGCUGGGGAAUCCGUUGCUGGUGUUGCUUCAAGCUCCAUCGCAGCUUCUCUCCUACCUGCUGUUUGAACGCCAGGUGUCUCCUGACAGGCUGCUGUCGCUGCUGCGGGAGGCGGGGCUUGGCCUCAGCAUCCAGCAGGUGAUAAUCCAGCGAUGCUGCAAGGUCCUGCAUGUGGGGACAACGUUCCCAGAGCCGGACCGGGAUUCCAUUCAGGCUCGAAAAGACAAUGCUCUUUUCAGUGUGUCUGCUUUGACUUUGUUGCUCCAACACCACGCCGGGGAGCAUGCGUCCAUGCUCGGCAUGGCCGAGCUUCCGUCCGACGCCAGCUCUGAGUCCAUAUCUUCGGAGGAUGCCUCCACCACCAGCUCCACCUCCUCCGCCAACCUCUCCGCCUCACCAGCCACGUCCCCGCCGUCAUUUUUACUCACGCCAUCCGCUCUGGCGUUCCUCAAAUCUCGCUCAUCCUUGGUGGCAGCUCUGGUGUGUCUGUGUGCAUCCAAAGGAGAGGGCCCCCGCUCUCAGCCCACGGGCUGGUCGGGAUACUUCCGCAGUGGCCGCAAAGAGCCGCUGCUUGAUGGCGAGCAGAUUUCCCGUGAGGCGGACGCGCUCCUCCAGGCCUUCCCCGUACUCCGAGCGUACCUGCGCACCAUGGCCGAACCUUUACUCGGCCCCUCCUUUUCUGACGACGAGGGCCUCGGCGCAUGGGUGUGCGGAAAGCCACUGGUCGGGCUCCUGCUGGCCGGGCCUCGGGAGGAAGCCGCCCGAGGGGUCGCCGCCGACGCCUUCCAGCAGGCUCUGGCCUCCAAGGAUGUGGACCGAGCUCUCCGGCUGCUGGAGCUUUACGGGCCUGAUUGGGGUCAACAGGGGGAGCUGAGGGACCGCCUGCUUGCCUGGGCUGCCUUAGAGGGCGACAAGGAAGGUGUGGGCCGCCUCUUCCGAGUGCAGGACGCCAAUCUGCGCGCCCGUGUGGCCCUGCAGGCCAUGGGGCGCUGGCCCCUCUCGGCCUGUACAGAGCUUCUGGACUUCUGCCUGGACAAUGACGAUGAUACGGAGGCCUCACUGAGAGACGACCUACUGCGGAAAAAGAAAGAACUGGACAUCUACGGCCGGAUGUUAGCCUUACACCCGCCGUUGCCGUGGGUUACCUGGCAGGAGCUGAGGGCUGAGUCAAAGGCUAACUCUGAAUCCAUGCUGGCCCGGAUGCUGGAGGCCAAGGAGUUUUCACUCUGUGCCCAGUGGGCCAAGCUUUAUCCCGUGAGCGAGCAAUCGAGACUGCAGCUGCAGACAGAGCAUCUGCUGCACCUGCUGGACAAGGAACAGACUGAUGAAGCCUUCCAGCUUCUUGAGGGUCUGGCGUGCGGCCUGGAAGUAUGCGAGCGCGCCUUGGACCGCCGCCCCGGCUUAUCCGCCUGCCACUUUUUGGCCGACUACAUGACGCUGCACUUCCAAAGCCAAGUGUCCCCAGCGCGUCGACGACACAUCCACACCCUCAACUUGGGCUCCAAAGUGUUGUUGGCUCUGCCGCCGCCCGCCCGCCAGAACUACUUCCCCCUGCUGUCGGAGCCCCUGCUGAUGUUGGAGCAGAUGCUCAUGAACCUGAAGGUGGACUGGGCCGACGCGACGGUGCGCACCCUGAGGAACCUGCUGGCCGGCCAAGAGGCGGGCUUCGGGCCGGAAGACGUCGACAGGCUUCUGGCCGAGUACGCCCGCAAGGCCUUGGACUUCACAUGCGCGCCUCGAGAGAGGUCACGAUCCGACUCUGUCAUCAGCCUGCAGGACGCUUUUAUGCAGUGUCCUGCUCAGGACAGCAGCGCUUUAUCGUCCAAUCGUCUGGACUCUUCAACGCCCUCCUCGGCAAGCAGCACGCCCACGCACACCUCCUCCACGAACAGCGGCGACAGAGAGCGGGACCGAGGCUCCGCAGGGAGGAAGCGGUCCUCGCCCGCCAAAUUCCAACCGCCGGAACAGCCCCCGGACCGGAAGGACUGGGUGCCUGACACCAAGCAGCUCGUGUGCAUGGUCUGCCGGCGGGAGAGGUUUACCAUGUUCAACCGGCGGCAUCACUGUCGGCGUUGCGGUCGCCUGGUUUGUCAAGCUUGCUCGGAGCGCAAGAUGGCCGUCGAGGGAUGUCCCGGAGAGGACGUCAGAGUGUGUGACCAGUGUUAUGCCUACUUUCAUCCAGAUUCUGACGACGAACUGGAACCAAGUGAAGCGGCGGCGAUCCCCUCCUUGACGGAGGACGCUCUCGACGGCAUGUUGCACCUCCCCGAGAUUGCCCCCAGACAGAUCAGGCUCUCCAUGGAUCCCGCCGAAAACCAGCAGUUGCGUGACGAGUUCUACUAUGAGCAGGCACCCAGUGCCCACCUGUGCGUGGCCAUCUUGUCCCUGCACGGCGACCAGACGGCGUGCGGCCACCAGCUCAUCGACCACUGCCGCUCACUGUCCCGCAAGCUGACCAACCCGGAGGUGGACGCCUGCCUGCUGACCGAUAUCAUGCGGCAGCUGCUCUUUAGCGCCAAGCUCAUGUUCGUCAAAGUGGGCCGCAACCAGGACCUGGCCUUGUGUGACAGCUACAUCAGCAAAGUUGACGUGCUGAAGAUCCUGGUGGCGGCGAAUUACAAACACAUUCCCUCCCUGGAUGACAUCCUCGAGACGAUAGCCGUCACGCGGCUACGAAACCAGCUCUUGGAAGCAGAGUAUUACCAGCUGGCGGUGGAGGUGUCCACUAAAAGCGGGCUGGACCCCGGCGCCGUGUGGCAAGCGUGGGCCAUGGCCUCCUUGAAGGCCGGCAGCCUGACGGCAGCUCGGGAGAAGUUUGCACGGUGUCUGAAGGCCCCCGUGGACCGCAACCAGAUCAACAUGGGCCCCACGCUGCUGCAGGAGAUUGUCAAGCACCUGGAGACCACCGUCAGACCCGUCACCGCCACGUCUUUGAGCGAGGGCAUCUUGGCGCCGCUGCAGGAGCUGGAGGAGGCCCUCAGCGAGAGGUCCGAAUGCCCGAGGCGCAUCCUCCACCAGGAGUGCCUCUACUACCUGAAUGCGUACGCCACUCACCUGGCGCUGGUCAGCUUCCACAUGCGCCACGACGCCAUGGCGGAGGCCAUCUCGUACCUCCUGAACAAGGAUGCCCCGGAUGAGGUGUUCCUGGAGGGCGUUCUGCAACCGGCCCUGGAACGAGGAUGUCUGGGAAUGCUGCAGGACGUCCUGGAGAAGCUGGACCCAGGCCUGGAGGCGUGCAGCCGCUACCUGAUCGCCUCUUGCCAGUGGCUUCAACGGCGCGGCUACUUCCACACACUCUACCAGAUCCAGCAGUUCAUGAUGGAUCACGUGCGUGCGGCCAUGACCUGCAUCCGCUUCUUCACUCACGGAGCCACUUCUUACCUCUUCCCCCGAGCGCGCUGGUUGGUGCGAGCCAAAGAUCACCUGAGGACGUAUCUGCAAGAGCAGCAAUCUCGUGGCGCUGUCAGGAGGAAAUUGUCCCAAGGAGGCUCCUUCAAGAAGACAAUGUCAUCAAGUGACGUGUCCAGGCACGUGAACACCAUCGAGCUGCAGCUGGAGGUGACCCGCUUCCUGCACCGUCGCGAGACCCCGCCUGCGGCCGGGUCCGGACCCCCGCCUACUUUAUUCGGGGGGAGCCUCGUGAAGGUGGAGGUGGCCUGCAAGGUGAUGCUUGGGGGUAAAAAUAUCGAGGAAGGUUUCGGCAUUGCCUACCGAGUCAUACAAGACUUCCAGCUGCAUGCCCAGACGGUGUAUGUGCGCGCCGGACAGCGUCUGGUCCGCCACAGGAAAUUCGCAGCGGUGCGCCAGCUGCUCAAGUGCGUCAACGAGUCGGGCACGGCCACCAAGAGUGACAGCGACGCUCUGAUCCUCAGCUGCGUGGAGGCGGCCGAUAAAGGAGCGGCCGACGCCAAAGAGCUGGAAAGUCUCAUUCUGGAGACCAAGAGCACGGAAAAUAAGAUCACAGCCUACCUGCUUUGCAACAAGCUGCGUCCGGCCUACCUGCUGGCUGUCAAAAUGGAGGCGAGCAAGGCCGGCCCGUUGGUGCAGAACGUCCUGCGGGCAGCGGAGGCGGCUCAGGACUCUGUGAUGCAAAACAUCUGCCGCCAGUGGCUGCAGGAGCACCAACACCAAGGGAACAGCAAGCAGCGAGCAGGACCGGCACGACCCAACAACCAGGUCAGGUAACGGAAAAUAUCGAACACCUAAUUGAAGAGUACUGACUGUAUUAACUAUAAGAAAAAAAAAUUACACCCACCUAUCUGACCACUGUUACGUAACAACACUGCCUUCCCCAGUCCCCUUGAGUUACUGCUACACAGAAUCGAUCUACCUCAACUAAAAAGGGAAAAAAAUAAUAAAUCCAUCUCACCUUUCCUCAAACAAAUCUCAACAAAUACAAUGUGUGGACACAAGUAUUGGGACACCUACAGGAAGUACAAUGUGAAGGCUUCCUGCAAGAUCCCCAAAAUUCGCUCGGUAGCAAUCCCAGGAAUUUAGGUGAGGGAAAAAGUCAUCUCGAUACCAGUUUUGCCUAUCAGUAUGAAAUUUUGUGGACAUGUUUCUCAUAUCAGAAUGUACAAAGUAGUCUGAAAAUGAACAAGAAGAUAGCCAACUUGGUUUGAAGCAGCCAUUUUAGGGCCAAUUCCAAGCCUCGAAAGUUAGAGA